AUGCUUUAUAAUAACUGGCAUGAUUCUCCUGUGCCAUUAUAUAUAUCAUUUUAUGUAUUUGAUCUUAAUAAUACAGAAUUUCUUAAUGGUACAUCAAAACCACAUGUUAAACAACGUGGACCAUUUGUUUAUAAAGAAGAAAGAAAAAAAAUAGAUGUAAGAAUGUAUGAAAAUCAAACAAUUUCUUAUCGAGAACUACGCUCAUAUACAUUUGAUUCAUCACAAUCAGCGGAACUCGAUACAGUAAAUAUUACUGCAAUUAAUCUUGUUUAUAUGGUAUUAGUGAAUUAUCUUCAAAUGGAAGAUGUUUCUCCUACAUUUCGAAAAAUAGUUGGAAAUUUAUUAGCUGAUCAAGAAAAACCAAUUAUGAAACUCAGUGUAAAGGAAUACAUUUGGGGUUAUCAAGAUCCAUUAUUGUAUACCCUCAAGAGUCAAUUUCCAGAAUUGAUCACUGAUGAUCAAGUAUCAGUUUAUAAUGCAUCAGUACGUGAAGCCGGAUCGAAUACAUUUUUAAUUAAUAAUGGUGUUAGUUCUGGUACAAAUAAUACUGAACGUAUUAAUAAUGUUGGUCAAAUUGAACGAUUUAAUUUUGAAAGAAGUUUACCAUUUUGGUCGAAUGAAUAUGCAAAUAUGAUCAAUGGAACGGAUAGUACAAUAUGGCAUCCAAAUACAAAAGAGAAUGAACGAAUUUAUGCAUUUAUCUCUGAUAUUUGUCGAUCAGUUUAUCUUGGUUUUAAUGAAACAAAUAUGAAUAAAUUUAAUAUUAAAACUUAUCAUUAUACAACACCAAAUAGUGUAUUUGCAAAAUCAACAGAAAAUGAAGGUUUUUGUUUGAAUUCUACAACUUCUAAUAAAACACAUGAAAUAGAAUGUUUAUCAAGUGGUCUGUUUUCAUUAAAAUCAUGUAUACUUUUAAGUAAUAUUGUGCUACCAAUACCAUUACCUAUCAUUGGAUCAAAUCCACAUUUUCUUGCUGCUGAUUCUUCAAUACAAAAUGGUAUUAAUGGAUUAACACCUGAUGAUAUAAAACAUCGUAGUUUUAUGGAUAUAGAACCACUUACUGGUGUUGUUAUGAAUGGAUCUCGAAGAUUACAAAUCAAUCUAAAUGUUGUUAAUGAUUCAGCCAUAAGUGCUAUUGCUCGUCUAAAUUCAUUUGUGUAUCCUAUGAUAUGGGUUGAUGAACAUGCAGAAAUCGAUAAAACUAAUGCGGAUAAAUUUUAUAACAAAGUAACUAAACCAAUUAUGGUACUUCAUAUUAUGAAAUAUGUUAUUCUUGGUAUUGGUACUGUUUUAUUUAUUAUUGUAAUUAUUUUACUAGCCUAUCGUCGAUAUAAAGCAAGUAUAUUUGGUCCUCCUUUUGAAAAACCGAAUGCAGAUGAAACAUCGCCAUUACUUUUUUGA
Rotaria sordida is the source of this 1401-nucleotide messenger RNA. NCBI's taxonomy places the organism in Eukaryota, Metazoa, Rotifera, Eurotatoria, Philodinida, Philodinidae. The record is from the annotation of a GenBank genome assembly.